UCCAUAUACCGGAAGUGGUUCCUGUUCAAUGGUUGACAUAAGAUAACAAUGGAAAAACAUGUUGAAAACGAUAUAAGAAAUUAACGACGACCAACGACUUCACAUAUUUAGGGUCAUGGAGAUUCCAAGCUACAUGUCUAAGCUGCUCUGCGAACUAAACGAGCAGCGCAAGCGAGACUUCUUCUGUGACUGCAGCAUCAUUGUGGAGGGCCAAGUCUUCAAGGCACACAGGAACAUACUGUUUGCAGGGAGUGGCUAUUUCCGCGCCUUACUGGUCCACUAUCUGCAGGACAGUGGGCAACGACACAGCACAGCCUCAUUGGACAUUGUCACUGCAACGGCCUUUUCGCUCAUCUUGGACUUCCUGUACUCUGGCCGGCUGGAUUUGUGCAGUGACAAUGUCAUUGAGGUGAUGUCAGCUGCCAGCUAUCUUCAGAUGACUGACGUGGUGAACUUCUGCAAGAGUUACAUUCACGAUUCGCUGGAGAUCUGCUCGCGAGGGAAGGAGCAGGAGACGCAAGCAAGAGGAGAGCGGGAGAAGGAGGCCCAGGGGCCGGCAGACAGCAGGACAACAGCUGAAGGGUCCAGCAUAACCGUGUCUCCCACCUCUCAAGACGGAAGGACAGUGACACAGCCCGACACUCAGUGUUCUCACAACCCUCCCUCCAACACCACCAUCUCUGCUGCCUUAAGUAGCAGAACUUCAGAGGAGGGCGAGAGCUCACGGGGGCAGUUCAGCACGGGUAACUCUGUAGAUCCCCCUGUGAAGCGAGACCCAGAGAACCCAGCGGGCUGCUCCUCGGGGAACUUGCUGUUUAGCUUUGUGCAUCCCAAGAUCGAGUUCGACCCAGAUGAGGACAACGAGGAGUCCCCAGAACCCAAGGAAGUGGGCCACUAUCCCAGGUCCGCUCAUUUUGACGGCCGCACACUAGCAGCAAGCCUGUCCACCAGUGCUGAAGCAGCCGCCCAGGAGUACGACAGCUAUCAGGCCAAGAUGAUGCAGUACUAUAGUCCAGGCGUAGGAGGAGGUGCAGUCACAGGGCGCGGGGACGAGAGCAUGGGCCUGGGAAGCUCGGCCAGCAUGGAGAUCCACAGUGACUGGUUUGGGGAGGAUGCAGGGGACGGUCUGGUGGUGUCGGUCAAGCUGCAUAAAUGCCCGUACUGCCCCUACACGUCCAAGCAGAGAGGCAUCCUCAAGCGACACAUCCGCUGCCACACUGGAGAACGGCCUUACCCUUGCCAUACAUGUGGCAAGCGCUUCACGCGGCAGGAACAUCUUCGCAGUCACGCCCUCAGUGUGCAUCGGGCGAACUGGCCUGUGGUAUGUAAAGGCUGCAGGCGUGUCUUCACGGAUGGCAACUCUCACAGUCUGAAACGGUCAGGCCUAUGUGAAGGCUGUACCUGCGUCACCACCACACAACAGGACCCAGGUUCCACAAAUCCCAGCAGCCAGUCAGAGGGCUCGGACCGUAGCAACACAGAACCUGAUUGGCCAGUCUUCAUGGAUGAUGGUAAUGAGGCAGAAGGAGGAACCUGAUGAGAAUCACCCAAGCCCUUCCCUGUUACAUCCAUUGGGAUGUAAAUGAUCCAUAAUAAGACACAAGUCAAGUAAUUUGGCUCCUUGCUAUAUGACCAGCCAUAUCUCUUGUGGGUACUUGCUGGGUCAACAUUAAGGCAGUGACUUAACUCAGAAAGUCUUGUGUUACAGCUGCAUUUCCCUAAAACAUUUAACAAGCAUGGGAAUUCCCAACGGGUAAUUAUUCCAAGAGGUCUUGCUGUUAGCAGCAUGGGCAAACAUCAUCCAUAAGGAGUAAUGCUGAUCUUAACUUCUUGUUGCUUGCUUACUGAUCAUGAUUGAUACUGUUUUAAUCACUUCUGAGCAGAGAUCAACCGAGACCAGAUACAGUGUACAUUUUCAUUGCUGUUGCACAGCACGUGUGACCCUUGGAAAGGAGUGCAAAUAAUCUGUAAGACUACUGUAUGUGCAUUGAUCAUGGUUGAGCAGCAUAUUGAGGGAGGAGUUUACUUUUGAAAACACGGCACUGUAUGUAUGUUCCACAAAACAAACAAACAAAAAAACAAACAUAUUGUAGUACUGUGUACUAAACAACCAGAAGCUACCUCAAUACUGUGUAUAGAGUAUGUAGCCUAUGUUCCAUUAAUUAGUAAGUUGUUUAAGAUUCCUAAGACCAGAAAUGUGCAAAUCAAGUGUGGGAAUUAUGGUUAGAUCUGAGAAAUUUUGUUUUGUUGUAUAAUUUAGUUGCAUCAAUAUCCUGAAUGGAUGAUUCAAUCAUGAACAGUACAUUGUAAUGGAAUUUGAAAAACAAACAAGAAAAUACAUGGGAAAUAUACAAUUGCACUAAA
Molecule: messenger RNA, 2364 nt
Organism: Sardina pilchardus (European sardine)
Lineage: Eukaryota; Metazoa; Chordata; Actinopteri; Clupeiformes; Clupeidae
Gene: zbtb8b
Product: zinc finger and BTB domain containing 8B
Exons: 4
Coding region: 116-1537 (473 amino acids)
Biological process (GO): regulation of transcription by RNA polymerase II
Molecular function (GO): protein binding; DNA-binding transcription factor activity, RNA polymerase II-specific; RNA polymerase II cis-regulatory region sequence-specific DNA binding
Source: RefSeq, a predicted model, not a curated record